Molecule: messenger RNA, 691 nt
Organism: Sapajus apella (tufted capuchin)
Lineage: Eukaryota; Metazoa; Chordata; Mammalia; Primates; Cebidae
Gene: PANO1
Product: proapoptotic nucleolar protein 1
Source: RefSeq, a predicted model, not a curated record
CAGGCUCCUCCUACCCCCAAGAAAGGCAAUGGGGGUGAGGCUCCGAGCCUGGCACUGGCCGCCGGCUCCCCAUUCAAUCUCCCGCCGUCCCCGGCCUCUCGGGGCGGCGCUUCCCAGCCUGCUGGCCGGAGGGUCCCGGAAGGGGUCUCCAGCUGCGCGGGGCCCGGGCCAGGGGACAAAGGAGAAGCGGGCCGGGGCCGGCUCAGGGCCUGCCUCACCGCCGGGGCUCAGCCGGCCGCGCACGUGUCCGCAGACGUCCGGUGACAGCCCCCGUGUGCCCACAGAGCCCGGCCUCCCCCUUGGGCUCGGGCCGCGGGACCCACCCUCGGGGACACGUGUGUGCGGGGCGCGCCGGCACGGUCGGGGCCGAGCACGGCCUCUCCCGCCAGGGCAGCGCCGGGUCCGGGACCCCCGCCCCAGCCCGCGUGGCCCCGGCAGCUGUCACCUCCCCGGGCCGCCGCGGCCCCGCUCGGACGCGCGUAGCGAAGGGAGCCGCGGGGCGGACACUCACCGGCGCCGCCGCCGCCGCCGCGCUCGCCUCCCCGCCGCGCCGCGCGCUCCGCCCCUCGGCCUCCGCCGGGCUUCGGCUCCCCCUGCCGGCCGCAGAGACGACUGCGCCGGCCAGGCCUCAGGCCCCUGCAGGGACAAGGACCCGCGGGGCGCGGGCAGGUGGCAGAGCGCCGGUGGAUAA